ACUGAAAAUGUUGAUCUGUUCUACUCGGUUCCAUGGUCAUAUGGUACCCUUGGAUUCUUAACAGCAGUUGAAAUUAAGAUUAUUCCUGCUCAGAGGUUUGUGCGUGUGGAAUACAAGCCUUGUCAUUCCCUGGACAAUCUAGUUAAAACUUUCACAGAAGAAACCAAAAAGGCUGAAGGAAACCAGUUUGUGGAGGGACUCAUGUACUCCCUUCACUCUGGGGUUGUCAUGACUGCCAACAUGUGCACAUCUGCUGAGCCUGGCAAGUUGAAUGAAAUUGGGCGAUGGUUCAAGCCUUGGUUCUUCAAGCAUGUGGAGACUUUCUUAAAGAAGAAUGAAACAGGAAUUGAAUACAUCCCAAUCCGAGAUUACUACCACCGCCACACACGAUCUAUCUUUUGGGAAAUACAGGACAUAAUUCCCUUCGGCAACAAUAUGUUGUUUCGUUACCUCCUGGGAUGGCUGGUGCCCCCUAAAGUCUCUCUGCUCAAGUUGACACAAGGAGAGGCUGUUAAAGAACUAUAUGAGAAAAACCACUUCAUACAAGACAUGCUUGUUCCACUUACUGACAUGAAGGAAGCUGUCUGUGUCUUUGAAAAAGAAGUCAAGAUAUACCCCAUCUGGUUAUGCCCAUUCAAGUUGCCUGCAAACCCUGGUAUGCUGCAUCCCUUAAAUGACGAGGAAGCAUUAUUUGUUGACAUUGGGACUUAUGGAGUACCUAAAGUUGAGAAAUUUGAACCAGUCGAGACAACACGUAGAAUUGAGAAAUUUGUAAGAAAGGUUAAAGGCUUUCAAAUGAUGUAUGCAGACUCUUACAUGACUCGUGAAGAAUACCGAGAAAUGUUCGACCAUUCACUGUAUGACAAAAUGAGGGCAAAGUUGGGGUGUGAGAAGGCUUUCCCUGAGGUGUAUGACAAGGUUAACAGGAAGGCUCGAAUUUAAAACAAAUUAAUCUUCUGUCACAAACUUCAAUUUAACUUGCCCUUUCAAUCUUUCCUCCAAUAUCAUGUAAAAAUAUCUAAUUUAUAAUCUGUAUUCAGAACAUACAAAUGAAUAUUGGACUGUAUUAAAAUGCUGUGUUAAGUCUGUGUUCAGAAAUACACAGAACCUUUAUUAAGUUUUACAUACCCCUAUUUCUAUCUCCACAAAGUUGCAUGCUGUACAGUACUGAUGAAGUGUUUAAUCCUUCAAAAUGCAUUUUGUCUUUUUUUUUUAUUAAAAUUUGCUUACUGCACUUUUGAUUUAUUGCAUUUUAAUAUUUUAUCAUCAAAAUAUUUUAAUAUCGUAGUGUGUUUUGUUGAUGUCUUAAGAAAAAUAUUCAUGAAUUACUUCCAACUGUGCAGAAAACAAUGAGAACCUUAUGUUCUAAACUCACUAUGUUGGCAUGUAAAACAGUGACAGUCUGCUACUGGAAAGGUCAUUGCAUAGCUUACAUGCAUGUGGCAAGAGUUGCUUACCUAUGUACUGUAUGCAAUUAUUACUUUAGAAAUCUCCCCAAAUUAUUCAAACAAGUGCAGUAAUAUAUACCAGUGCUUCGCCAACCACACUUCUUGUGUGGAGUCCACUAGGAAGUUUCUUAGGGCCUUUGCUAUGUAAGUUACACACUUAUUAAUGUUGAUUGUAAAAAAAAAAUAUACAGCACAAUGAUGACUGCUCUCUAGUAUUGGGUAAAGAUGCUAUUGAUAAGUUCUUAUGUGAACUAGAAUCACAUAAACAGUGGCUGAUAGAAAUUGAAUUAUUCUACAUCUUGGUAAGAUUGAAGCAAUAUUAUUUGCAUAAUAAAACUGAAAAGAGUAAACAAAUUCAAUGUAGUAUGUGGGAUAACCCUUCUCAACUGUAACCUCAGUGAAAUACUUUGGGGUGACUCAUCUCUUGUUUAUUUGGAGAAUUAAUAAAAAAAUAAUUACAAAAUAACAUAUGUCAGGAUAAAAUUUCUUUACAGAAAUGCCAAAUGUGUCUGCUGAUGCCUUUAGGAACUUUUGCUAAGUGCUCGUACAUUGUCAUAUGGCCUACUCCUGAUCAUCAUGGUACCCUGUCUUAACACAGAAUUUAAAAGCCAAGCUACAAUUAUGAACACAAGAGUUCAUUGAUGAUGAAGUCCUGUAAUCACUGGACAUGUUAAGUGUGACAGGUAGAGUGAAGCAAUUGAGGCUGAAUUAUGCUCUUAGGGUUUUCAACAGACUAUGCCCAAAGUAUCUUAACAACAAACUUUGUAAAGAAUAAGUUACCUGACCACAUUAUAACCAGUAAUGUUAUCAAAGAAUUCAAAACUAAGACCAAAAAAUACAUAACAGAUGAAGCCACAGCAAGAGAAGAGGGAGUUUCUAUAUAUUUAAACACUGAAUAUGCUGUACUGUUGAAGUUCUAUGCCAGCCAUGGAUAGUCUAUGCACAACAUAAUGCUUGUAAUGUAUAUCAACAAAUGUUCACUUUUAUUCCUGGAGAUAUACUAUUGGAAGUAAACAUCUGAUGGCAUUGUCAGCUAUCCUGCCAUACUGUUUACCUUUGUUGUAUACCUGCAACAUCCAGGUACAGUCAGGGAAUGUUCUGUGUAAGACACCAGGCUACAAGCUCGAACCUCUGAAUGUGAGACCUGUGGUAGUGAAGCAGUAGCCAGACACUCAUCUAUCUGGUAACGGAGUGGGGGAGGGGGUAUGCAAGUUGAUGACGUCACAAUAGUACAGCCAGUCUAGUGCACAUGAGGUAUAAUCAUACCGCAGAAGUGGUAAAACUCGCCAGAAGUUACCAGAUUGGGAGUGACUGACUGCUGCUUUGCUACCAUAGGUCUCCCAUUCAGAGGUUUGAACUUGUAGCCUGGUAUCUUACUCAGAACAUUCCCCAAUUGUGCAUUGGAAACUGUAUGCAUUAUCUGCACUGGCAUUGUCUUUACACAUGCUGAAAUGUAUAACUGCAUUGUCUACACAGUAUACAUGCUAAACUAAUUGUAAACCUUUACUGAAUAAAUUCUGUAUUAUUAUUA
This is a messenger RNA of Homarus americanus (American lobster), 2979 nucleotides long. Its product is annotated as delta(24)-sterol reductase-like. The record is from RefSeq and is a predicted model, not a curated record. NCBI's taxonomy places the organism in Eukaryota, Metazoa, Arthropoda, Malacostraca, Decapoda, Nephropidae. Gene Ontology annotation, molecular function: FAD binding; Delta24(24-1) sterol reductase activity. Gene Ontology annotation, cellular component: cytoplasm; membrane. Gene Ontology annotation, biological process: steroid metabolic process.